Molecule: messenger RNA, 1935 nt
Organism: Pecten maximus
Lineage: Eukaryota; Metazoa; Mollusca; Bivalvia; Pectinida; Pectinidae
Product: DNA primase small subunit-like
Exons: 12
Coding region: 51-1304 (417 amino acids)
Biological process (GO): DNA replication, synthesis of primer
Cellular component (GO): alpha DNA polymerase:primase complex
Source: RefSeq, a predicted model, not a curated record
GUAAGAAAUAUAUAAACUUCCGGUUUAUUGGCGCCAAAUUUGUUGUGAAAAUGGGUGACAAAACCGACUCGAGCUAUGACCCAGCUUCACUGCCGGAUCUGUUACCGAUGUACUACAAGAAAUUGUUUCCAUACGGACCUUACUUUCGCUGGCUGAAUUAUGGAGGAGCCCCUAAAAGUUAUUUCACAAAUCGGGAAUUUUCAUUCACCUUAAAAGACGAUGUGUACAUUCGUUAUCAGUCGUUUGCAGACAAACAGGAGAUGGAAAAAGAGAUACAAAAGCGAUGUCCGUACAAAAUUGAUAUUGGUGCUAUUUUUUCACACAGGCCCAAGGACCACAAGACGGUGAAGGCUGCAGCAUUCCAGGCACAGGAGAAGGAGCUAGUGUUUGAUAUAGACAUGACGGACUACGAUGAUGUCCGUUCAUGCUGUUCAGGGGCUGGCAUAUGCGGUCGGUGUUGGCCUCUCAUGCAGAUAGCGAUAAAGAUAAUUGACCGAGCUUUACGAGAUGAUUUUGGUUUUAAACACAUACUGUGGGUGUAUUCUGGACGUCGUGGUGUCCAUUGCUGGGUUUGUGAUGAGGUUGCCAGGAAACUUUCAGCUCAGGGUCGCACAGCCAUAGCAGAAUAUUUAAGUGUUGUAAAGGGAGGUGAACAACAGACAAGGAAGGUGUCCUUGGAUGAGCCUGUCCAUCCCUCCAUCAGACAGUCUAUAGACGUUGUACGACAAAGCUUUCAUGACUAUGCUAUCAAGAAACAGGACUUCCUGGGUGAUGAGGAAAAACAGAAGAAAGUGUUAGCUCUUGUACCAGAUGAAGUGCUCAGAUCAACAUUAGAGGAAGACUUCAACAAGGGAAGUAACUCCAGCAACUGGUGGGCAAUUAUUGAGAAGAGAGAAAAAGACUGUGUGUCCAAGGGGUCCUUUAAAGCUUCACACCACAUCGUGGAGGAGAUUAUGUUACAGUACUGCUACCCACGCCUGGACGUCAAUGUCAGUAAGGGGGUCAACCAUCUCCUCAAAAGUCCUUUCUGCAUACACCCUAAAACAGGUCGAGUCUGUGUACCUAUAGACGUUGAACAGGUGGAUGAUUUUGAUCCAAUGGCCGUCCCCACGAUCAGUCAGAUAUUGGACGAGUUAAACCAGACUUCCACAACAAGCACUGAUGAUUCAGGGAAGAAAAUGAAAGAUUACAAGAAAACAUCAAUGGGAGAAUAUCUUAGAAUAUUUGAAAAGUUCCUGAAGGGGUUAGAGUCGACCUGGUCUGGAAAAAUCCUUAAACAGAGUGAUGAGAACAGAGAGUUUUGAUGAAAAGAUUUUGAGACAGCUUACAGACUGAUUAUAGAUUCCUUGCGUGACAUUGAAGUCAAAACUGAGGACACAUUUCUAUCCGGGAUAUCUACUUUGUUUUCAAAAAUGUUAAGGCAUAUAGUUAUAUUAAUAGUUAUAUUACCAGGCGAUACAGCCAUGCCUAGUUACAAGCCCACCCCUUUCUUAUACAGUUCAAUAAAAAAUACAAAGGAAAGUAAUUUCACAGGCUGUUAAUAUAAAGCCAUACUCCCUACUCAGAUACUAUGUGUUGGCUUCCUGACCUUAUUGCUGGAUAAAUAUGGUACCACUGAUAGAAUUAAAUUGAUAUUAAUAUGAUGGAGAUAACUGGUUUUCUUUUGAUUUGACAAUUUAUGGUGUACAGGAGGACGACACAUGAACACAAUGACUAAUGUCAGGGUUUUACUUUAAUAUAGCAGGAUAGUGAAAUGAAAUUCCAAUGAGCUGCAAUAGAUAUAUGCAAGAUUUUGCCAAGCAUGUCUAUUUAGGAAGGAAACUACCUAUUGAUUAAUUCUCAGUGAAAUUUAUUUAUUGUUCAUGUUUUUAGAUUCAUAUUAGUGCUCCUUGACUUGAGUGAUUAUGGAACAACCUGUCGGCCAAUUGGGAUAAU